GCCGAUCAACCGCCGAUCAACCGCCGAUCAACCGCCGAUCAACCGCCGGUCGUCGUUGGGCACUGUGGCGCACCGGCCCAAGGCCAAGCACGAGCAAGUCGGUCUUCACCUGCGAUUCCCGGCUCUGCGAUGGCCCGUUCGAUUCGCCUCGGCCUCGCCCUCGUUGGGAUCGCCGUUCCGCUGCUGCUGCUCGUCUUCGUCGCCUCUCGCCUCCCUCCCACCACCACAUCCACCUCGUCGCCUGGCCUCGACCGCGCCGCCUUCGCUCCAUCGCCUGCAAUGUCCGUCGCCCCUCUCAAGAGUGUCAUCGUCCCGGCCGUCGCCAACCACUCGGCCACGGUCGUCUUCCUGCACGGCCUCGGCGACAGCGGAUACGGCUGGCAGCCUCUUGCCCUGGUUCUGGCUCGUCAAUUCCCCCAUGUCAAAUGGGUCCUGCCGAAUGCCCCCAACCGGCCGAUCUCGAUCAACAUGGGCAUGCGCAUGCCUGGAUGGUACGACAUCAAAGCCCUUACUCCCGAUGGAGAAGAAGAUGGCCCGGGCAUCAAGCAGAGCGCUGCUGCAAUUCGCCAGCUGAUCCAGGACGAAAUCGACAGCGGCAUCCCAGCCUCGCGCAUCGUCCUCGGCGGGUUCUCCCAGGGAUCGGCCAUGAGUCUGUACACGGCCCUCACCACCGACAAGAAGUUUGCGGGUGUGAUUGCCCUCAGCGGAUACCUGCCGCUCUCGAAGCAGAUCCUGGAGUCUCAUAAGGAUACCAACAAGGAAACGCCCUUCCUGCUGGGCCAUGGUGACGAAGACGACGUCGUUGCCCUCAACUGGGGCAAGAUGUCGACUGCGGCCCUCACAAAUCUAGGCUUCAAGAUUAACUUCAAAGUCUAUCGCGGCAUGGGUCAUUCGACAUGCGAGCAAGAGAUCCAAGACAUUACUCAGUUCCUGAAGAGCGAGUGCAAGUUCUGAGCGCUGAGGGGGGGGGAAAUGCGGUUGUGAUUUAGUCACCUUCCACUCGGCACAGCAACAAGUUCCCUGAUGCACACCACGCCCCGAGCAAAUGCCUUUUGAAACAGAGCCAGAAACUCCAGAACCGGUCACCCCACGAUACAAAUACAAUGUGCUUGCGAACUCUGGUGUA
This is a messenger RNA of Polychytrium aggregatum, 1126 nucleotides long. Its product is annotated as Phospholipase/carboxylesterase/thioesterase. Gene Ontology annotation, biological process: protein depalmitoylation. The transcript has 6 exons. The coding region runs from base 280 to 954 and encodes 224 amino acids. Gene Ontology annotation, molecular function: palmitoyl-(protein) hydrolase activity; carboxylic ester hydrolase activity. Gene Ontology annotation, cellular component: cytoplasm. Lineage: Eukaryota; Fungi; Chytridiomycota; Chytridiomycetes; Polychytriales. The record is from RefSeq and is a predicted model, not a curated record.